This is a messenger RNA of Ostreococcus lucimarinus CCE9901, 1983 nucleotides long. RefSeq lists its product with no specific name. The transcript has 2 exons. The coding region runs from base 1 to 1983 and encodes 660 amino acids. Lineage: Eukaryota; Viridiplantae; Chlorophyta; Mamiellophyceae; Mamiellales; Bathycoccaceae. The record is from RefSeq and is a predicted model, not a curated record.
AUGGCGUCGUUUUCGAGCGAGGCGCUUCGCGCGUGGCGCGCGGGGGACGAGGAAGACGCGCGCGAACGCGCGGCGUUGAUCGCGGCGAGCUCGGGGGCGGAGUGCGGCGCGAAUGGGGCGCGGGGGGGGGGCGACGACGGCGGCGCGAGGGCGAGCGCGCGAGGACGACGCGCGCUCGCGGCGGCGGCGUGCGUCGCGGCGCUGGUGGGCUUGGGGGCGUGCGCGCGCGCGCACGGUGCGGAGAUGAGCGGGCGCGAGCGUGGGGUGCGCGCGGCGGCGCUCGGUGGGGAGGCGCGUUCGGGCGGGACGCGGCGGCGCGGCGCGCCGAGACGCGCCGCGCCGAGACGCGCCGCGGCCGCCGCGGCCGCCGUCGGGCAGAGCGAAGCCGAGAGCGGUCUAGUGGUGUUUAAUGAAGCGCCGGAGUAUACGUGCGCGAAACGGAAUAAAGCUUUGAGAGAGGCUGCUUACGCCGCGAGGAUGGGGUCGCCGUGGACGCCGGGGUGUCACUCAAAGCUAGGCGAGGAGGGGUGCACGAAGAUUUCAGACGCCGGCGCGCGACUGGCGGCGUUGAGCGAUCACGUGUACGUCAUCUGCAUGAAGUGCGAUAAAAUAGUGCUCCCAUUGCAGUGGGCGGGGAAGGUGACGACGGUGCACGGCGCCGACAUCGAUCCGUGCUACGGGCGCGCGGCCGCGGAUCACUGGCACAAGGCGUCGAUGUCGCACGUGCACGCGCUCCUCGACGCCGUCAAGUACCAGUACAAGACGGUGACCAUCGUCGAAGAAGAUGCGAUAACGGUUUCACCCGAUCGCGUGGACGCCAACGCGGGGUUCGACAUCGACGGCUUAGAGCACGCGAUCAAGAAUGACUCGAGUUGGAACACCGUUCGCGUGGGUUACAGACCAUUCUUUUUCGAGCAACAGUCUGCAAACGUCCCAGUCGGUUCGACACCGCAUUACGCCUGCCCGCUGGCGUGUAAGUGCCACGAAACGACGGCGAAAAACGCGUGCAUCGUGCGCGAGAAUGGAUGUGACAUGCGAAGCAGCGACUUUUACAUGAUUCGCAUGUCGCAGUCGCGCGCCAUCAGAAAAACCGUCGGCGCGGGGAGCACGAUCGACAUGGAAGCUUUACGCAACGUGCAUCAUCAAAUGUACGUGUUGCCGCAGCUCAGCUACCAAGCGAACCUCGAUCGCACGCGCGAGCAGCAAGUGAAUAUGGCUCGACGAUUCAGAGACUUGUGCUUUGUGCCGAAAACUCCGUCCGACGAAGUCGUGCAAGACGCGGCGACGGCGGAGCGCGAGUACGAAGAGCGACGGCGCAAGCUGGAGAAGCGCCGGGACGCGCGCGAGGUCGAGCUCGAGCGCGCGCGAAGGCUCGAGGCUCGAGCGCGCGCCGAGGCGUUUCGACCGCCCGCGCCGGCGCCGGCGGCGACGAGCGAGCGAGAGGCGACGGCGCGCGUCGAGGAGGCGCGCGAUGACGCGCGCGCGAGCGGAGAGGCGCUGCGACGGGCGAAGGAGGAGGCGAGGGCGAGCGAGGCGUGGGACCCGAACCGAGGGUAUAAAAAGUUUCCAAACGUGACGGCGCUCUUCGCGGAGUACGACGCGAAACGCGCGCGAUGGGUGGAGACGAAGCUCGAACGCGCGCUGACGAUUUGGGGUGAGGUGACGGGGGGGGAGUUUAAGACGCUGGAGGCGUUUAAUUGGUACUACGGGGAGGAUUUGGACGCGCGCGACGGCGCGAACGCGAAAUCCGUGACGUACAUGCUGCCCGCGGUGAUGAAAGCGUCGGCACCGCGCGCGGUGGCGGAGAUAUGCGAAGUCGCGUGUCGCAUCGGUGCGCCGAGAAGCGGUGCGAUCGAUUUAGGGGACAAGCUGCGCGCGCAGGCGGUGGCGAAGCUUGAAGAGGCGGCGGAGUUUGAUUUGCUCGAAGACGACGAGUUGGAGACGCUCGAGGCGUUGAGGAGUUGGGUCGUGGAGGAAAAGUAG